UUAGUUGGGGGAUCUGUCAGCCCAACUGAUCCCAGAAAACAGUCUUCAGGGAAAUUAUGGCUCACGCUGCAGGAGUGCGCGGGCCCCUUUUACUGAUUUUGUUGGAGAUAACCAUCAUUUGCACGGCACAGAGGGCUGGAGCCGGCCCUCCUGGUCCUCCCGGUGUGCCAGGAGUAGACGGUAUUGAUGGCGAGAGAGGUGACCCUGGUGAAGAUGGAUCAGCUGGUCCUGAUGGAGAUCUUGGAAAACCAGGUUCUGCUGGACUUCCUGGACUACCUGGAGCAGAUGGAUUGACUGGCCCCAUAGGAGAACUAGGCCCCGAUGGCCUCCCAGGACAAAAGGGAGAACCUGGCAAUCCUGGACCCAGAGGAGGGGUGGGUGUUGGACCUGAUGGACCGAUUGGACCACCAGGACCAGGAGGACUUCCGGGUGAGCAGGGAAAAGUGGGACCCCCUGGAGCCAUGGGAGUGAGAGGGCCACAGGGACCCCGUGGACCAACAGGCCCCCGUGGUGCUGCAGGGAUGCUGGGUGGAACAAUGGAACUGUGCUCUGACGCAUGCCCGCAUGGUGCUCCUGGUCAUCCUGGUUUGCCUGGAAUGAAGGGUCAUAAAGGGGUGAAAGGAGAAGCUGGAGAGCCUGGUAAACAAGGACACAAGGGAGAGGAGGGAGAUCAGGGGGCAUCUGGAGAAGUCGGAGCUCAAGGCCCAGUUGGAUCGCAGGGAAUUCGAGGUGCCACUGGUAUGAUUGGCUCCAAAGGAGAAACGGGGCCUCGAGGUGUUGAUGGGGACCCUGGACCUCAGGGUGUUGCAGGAGCCACGGGUGAUCGAGGCCAAAGAGGAUUAAUGGGAGAAACUGGCCCUAAAGGCGAACAGGGACCUCCAGGGUCAAGAGGCAACACUGGUCUUCCAGGGUCAAAAGGAGACAGUGGUUUGCCAGGUGUGGAUGGACGUGAGGGAAUUCCUGGCAUGCCAGGUGCCAAGGGUGCUGCCGGAAAACCUGGAAGCCCUGGGGAAGUUGGCCUUCAAGGACUCCCUGGUUUACCAGGAAGCCCAGGACCAAAAGGUGGAGGUGGAGAGAAGGGUAAUGCAGGACAACCUGGCCUCAUCGGUACUAUGGGAUCUGUAGGUAAACAGGGUGAACGUGGAGAACAAGGAGAAUUUGGACCCAUUGGGCCUAUUGGACAACCUGGAGACCGAGGAGAGCAGGGGCCACCUGGGCCGUUGGGAAAACCAGGAGCCAGAGGUCCUAAAGGUGACUUGGGCUUGCCUGGACUUCCUGGACCACCGGGCCUGCCAGGAAUAAAAGGAGAUAGGGGUGAAGCAGGAGAACCUGGACCAAAGGGAGAACAGGGCGCUCAAGGUGACGAGGGAUCACCAGGAGACAAGGGAGAUGUUGGUGACCCUGGCCAACUUGGAGCUAAAGGCGAAGUUGGUAACCAGGGGGAUCCGGGUAAUAGAGGACCAGAGGGUGCCCGUGGGCAGCCCGGCAUCGAGGGGCCUCCUGGUAGUGCUGGACCACGUGGCAUGCAGGGGAACAGAGGAGCUCCAGGACCUCGUGGCACCCAGGGACCAGCGGGUAAAGAACCAAGUGAUCAACACAUCAGACAAGUGUGCAUGCGCGUUAUGCAGGAGCAGUUGGCCCAGUUGGCUGCCAGUCUGAGGAGACCAGAGUCUGGAGCGGUCGGACUGCCAGGCAGACCUGGUCCCCCUGGUCCUCCCGGACCCCAAGGUGACAGCGGCUUCCCUGGGCAUGCUGGUGCAAGAGGUCUCCCAGGACUCAAAGGGCCCCUGGGUCUGUUGGGUGUCAAGGGGCCGAAAGGUGAGAUGGGAGACAGAGGGGACAGGGGACCUACAAGUCGGGGACCCAAAGGCAUGCCAGGACCUCCUGGACUACCAGGUGAACCUGGAAAACCAGGCUACGGUCAAGAUGGGCGUGAUGGAGAACGGGGUCCACCUGGUACCCCGGGUCAGCCGGGCGUUCCUGGACCACCUGGUUCAGCCGGACCACCCGGUUACUGCGAUCCUUCAGCCUGUAAUCUGAGCGCAGGUGCCGUCCACCAGUCCCUCAAAGACUCGAGCAUGAAGGGACCAGGCGGAAACUAAGAAGCUCACUGCACAGACAUUCAGAGAGACUCCAUUACAGCUCAAAGAAGAGCACAUGAUGUCAUCACCUUUGCAGAUAGUUUUACAGCUGUAAUGCCUAAAACACUUUACCAAUUACUGUGUACAGAAAAUGGCAACAUUUCUCGAUCCAAAUCAAUUAUUAACAUCUUCUUUAUUUUUUUGCACACCUCAAGUUAUCUGCUGGUGCAAAUGAACUUUCACAGAACUUAUUGUCCAUCUAAUGUUCUCCGGAAAGCCAUUUCCUGUAGAAUUUAGAAAUGUGUUUUUUCUCCGCUCAUACUAAAUCUGCUCUAGGAAGUAAAUAAACAUCCACGUGGCCUUCAGACCAUAGGCCUUUUUAAUUUCUGUGUGCCAAAGAUAAACUUGCCAGAAAUAUUGACGGUGCUGGAAGUUCAUAACCGAAACCGCUGCCAAAUACCUGCUGUCAGAAACAAAAACAAAAAAGAGAGAGGAUAUAUAUAUAUAUAUAUAUAUAUAUAUAUAUAUAUAGAUAGAUAGAUCUGCUGCAAUGUAUUCUUAACAUCUAUGUAAAUUAUUUAAAUGUGGUUUUGCAAGAAAUUCACUUCCCCUGCUAAAUAACAUUGGUGUGAUUUAUUGUUCCAGGAUUGUAAAUGCAUGACCCUUUUGUGACAUUUACACACGAGAAAUGCAGAUGUGUCGUUUCAUGGUAUUUCUAUUUAUUUUACAUAGGUGUUCAAUGACGAUGAAGUUUGUACAGAGAUCCAAGGGAAACACAUUUAAAUAAAAAUGUGAUGUGUUUAUAGGAAUUCAAAAUAAAUGUAGGUCUCAUACAUU
Messenger RNA from Carassius gibelio (silver crucian carp), 2918 nucleotides. RefSeq names its product collagen, type IX, alpha 1b (gene col9a1b). The coding region runs from base 57 to 2102 and encodes 681 amino acids. The record is from RefSeq and is a predicted model, not a curated record. NCBI's taxonomy places the organism in Eukaryota, Metazoa, Chordata, Actinopteri, Cypriniformes, Cyprinidae. The transcript has 32 exons.